Messenger RNA from Cornus florida, 1378 nucleotides. RefSeq lists its product as uncharacterized. The transcript has a single exon. The record is from RefSeq and is a predicted model, not a curated record. Lineage: Eukaryota; Viridiplantae; Streptophyta; Magnoliopsida; Cornales; Cornaceae. Bases 866 to 1378 code for a protein of 170 amino acids. Gene Ontology annotation, molecular function: helicase activity.
CCAGAAUCAUUUGAGUCAGUGAGGCAUUAUCUGAGGUCAUUUGUUUCCCCUUUACUGGAAGAAACUCGAGCAGAACUAUCUUCAUCAAUGGGCGCAAUAUCCAGUGCACCUUUUGCUGAAGCGAUCUCUGUAAAAGAGUCCAAGCCAUAUGGAAAACUAUUAUAUGAUGUUAAGGUUGAUUAUUGGCGAAACAUAUCUAAUAAUCACGGCAAGGAGCCUUAUAGAGCAUUGCUUGAGAUGUUUUUGUUUUUACCGAAUCAAAACUGGAAACCAUUUCUGAUUUGCAACGUGAGGGGAGGCGAUGGAUUUUGGGUAACAUCACUAAUAUAUCAGGGGAUGAUGAAGGUAGAAACAAUCCAACUCUAUUUAAAGUCAAAACAUCUAAUGGCCUUGGAGUGAAGGAUGGAAUGAAGAAAAUUUUGUAUGUAACCUUCUUGAUGAACAUGACUACUUCGGAAAGAAUAUGGAAUGCAUUGCACAUGCUUGGGAAUCUGGAGGUUAUUAAGAAAGUUUCGUGCACCGACUCUGAGGCAAGAAUUGUGCCGAAUUUUAUUGCACUUCUUUUGUUGUCUCUAAUUUUAUUUUUCAAGCUAGUCAAAGAGAUCUACAUAAGAAAGGACUUGGGCGCAGUUUGUGGAUUUGUAUUUAUUACUGAUCGAUGUGGUGAUUUGAAUAUCAUUUCAUAAUUUAUUAUAUUUGUUUUUCUUUUUUGUUGUUUUCAUGAUUUGAUUAUGGUUAACAGGUUGAAGAAAUUUGUACUCAUUGUCCUGUAGAAGAAAGGAAUGAAAUAUGGGCAGAAAAUUUUGGUUUAUCAUCUAAGCUGAAUGAGUCCCAAUACAGGGCAGUGGUUGCUUCUAUUCGUAAGAUGCAGUGUAACCACAAGUCUUUUGAUGAACUUAUUUGGGGGGCUCCAGGAACAGGGAAGACUAGAAUGCUCAGCGUAUUACUGUGGACACUCCUACAAUUGAAAUGUAGGACCCUAGCCUGCGCACCAACAAAUGUAGCAAUUACAGAAGUGGCAUCUCGAGUCCUUAAGCUGGAGAAGGAGUCAUUUGAAACAGCUGAUGGAAGGGAUGUUACAUUUUGCUGCUUGGGAAAUAUUCUCCUAUUUGGUAAAAAGAACCAAAUCAAAGUUGGUUCCAGCAUCGAAGAGAUAUAUCUGGAUUAUCGUGUUGAAAAGCUUGCUGAGUGCUUCGGACCAUUAAAUGGUUGGAAGCAUUGCUUCAAUUCCAUGAUAGAAUUUCUUGAAGGGUGUGUAUCACAGUACCAAAAUUUCUGUCUUAAUGAAAAGAUUAAUGAUAAAGAACCCAUCAACAGAAAUGGCAAUGUCAAGGUGGAGCAUAAUUCGUUCCUUGAGUUUAUGAAACACUGCUUCUGA